Molecule: messenger RNA, 3321 nt
Organism: Brienomyrus brachyistius
Lineage: Eukaryota; Metazoa; Chordata; Actinopteri; Osteoglossiformes; Mormyridae
Product: GA-binding protein subunit beta-2-like
Exons: 8
Coding region: 255-1490 (411 amino acids)
Biological process (GO): positive regulation of transcription by RNA polymerase II
Cellular component (GO): nucleus
Molecular function (GO): protein binding; transcription cis-regulatory region binding
Source: RefSeq, a predicted model, not a curated record
AUGACGUAGGGGCUUGAGAGAGGAAGGGGCUUGACAGGGGACACGCGCUGUCAGGCCCCUUCUGCAGCCAGACACUCGUGGACGGUGCCCGAACUUUCACUUCCGGUGUCGCACGGGAUCCAUGUUAGACAGCCGCUCAAAUGUACAACAAUAAAUAUUUAUCUUUUGAAAAGUUGUGUAAAAGUAAGAGAAGACUUAAACACCGCAGGAAACCCAUGGUAUAGGUAUCACGUUCCCAUAAACGACUUCCCAGGAUGUCACUGGUGGAUCUGGGGAAGCGGCUGCUGGAAGCUGCACGGAACGGCUACGACUAUGACGUUAGGUCACUGAUGGCCAGUGGAGCCCCCUUCACCACAGACUGGCUAGGGACAUCACCACUACAUCUUGCGGCCCAGUUUGGGCAUUUCUCUACCGCCGAGGUUCUGCUUAGGGCGGGCGUGAGCAGGGAUGCCCGGACGAAAGUGGACCGGACCCCGCUGCACAUGGCCGCCACUGAAGGCCACUUGAAAAUCGUGGAGCUGCUCAUCCAGAACGGGGCGGAUGUCAACGCCAAAGACAUGCUGAAGAUGAGCGCGCUGCAUUGGGCGGCCGAGUACGGCCACAAGAGGGUCGCCGAGCUGCUGCUCAAGCACGGUGCUGACGUCCGUGCCCUCAGCAAGUUCGACAAGACCCCUUUCGACAUCUCCCUGGACAGGAACAACGCUGAGCUCAUGCUUAUACUACAGGAGGGAAUGCAGAACCAUGUGAACGUGAACCUAGAGCAAAAUUCGGCCUGCUCCUCCAUGGCCGCUAUCACGAGUCCUCAGUUUAUCUUAUCGCCCACGGCAAUGGUCAGCCUGUCUGAUCUCGUUCCUGCCACGACCAAAGCUGUCUCAGGUAACUCUGAAGAGUUCACUGUGGAGAGCUCAGCCUUCCAACACAUGGUGGGAGCGGGUUCUCAGAGGGUUUUCAGCAUAGUGACAGAUCAAAAUGGCAACAUGCAACCCUUAGCCCUUAGCCAGCGGUUACUCGUCACCAUGCAAAAUGGACAGCAGAUGCUGGCGAUGGCAGAUGGGCAGAUUGCAGAGGAGGCCGAGGACGAGGAGCACCGGCCGCCCCAGGCUCGCAAGCGCAGAUUAGAGUCGGCCGUGAACCGCAGAGAGCCCAAAGACAAGGAUCCCGUGAAGGAUGACUGCAGGGAGCUGCUGCAGAUGCAGCUUCAGGAGGCUAAUCGUAAGGCCCAGGAAUACCGUCAGCAGCUUCUCAAGAAGGAGCGGGAGGCAGAGCAGUACCGUCUCCAGCUCGAGGCCAUGGCUUAUAGCCGGAGUAACGGAAACGGCUUUGGGCGGGACGGCCUGGGAGGGGAGGAGAUGAUGGUGCUUCCGGAAGGGGCUAUCAUAAUCAAGGCAGGGGACCUGGAGGUCACGGAAGAGGAGGAGGAAGGCGAGGAAGAGGUGACGCUGGUAGAGACUGUGGAGACAACAGCCACUGACACAGAGGUUAACUCUUAAAAGCAGACCAACCUAAACAACGUACAGAAGCAUUGUGUCCUUUUCGUAUCUUUGUUUUUGUAUAAAUAUUUUUAUAUUAUGGGAUUUAAUGCAUAUUUGCAAAGAUCAGUGUGGAGCCCGAGUGAGCAUCGUGUAAAUUGUGAGUAACCGGGAAAGAGGCCAUGACAACACCUAACACUCUGAAGCUCUGCCAGGAGAACGAGACACAAAGAGGAGCUCUUUCUGGGGGAACAACAUGAAAUCCUUUAUCUCCUCAUUUCAGGCAGGACGUUUGAGCAGAGCCAACACAGGACUCAUGGGUAACCUGCUAAGGAGUAAGGAUUACCUGAGUAGGCCGUUCUCGUUUCAAGUUUUCGGACCGACAGGAUUUCACGGACCGAAUUAUCUAAGCUGUCCAGGGUAGCGUCAGACCCCCCUCACUCUCUGGCUGCCAGUGCGUUUGCUUGACUCUCACAGCCAAAGGGUACCCGCCAGUCUUCUGCAUCAUGUUUCUCUGUUACACCUUUCUCAGGCAUUGCUGGUAUGUCAUUGCAUAUGCGCUGCACGGCUGGUGCUCUGAUCCUGCUGCGGAAAGGCAGUUGCUUAACGAAUUUUCAUUAUUGACACGCAGAUCAGUAGUUCGCUAUAUUAAUAAUAAAAAAAAAUCACAAAAGGCAUUUUUAUAUAUAAAAUUUAUACUUAAUUUAUGCUACUGUCGUCACAAUGCUAGCAUCCUUUUAAAUAAUUCAUAUUUUCUAAUUUUAUCCUUGAUUUUUUUUUUUUUACUUCAAUUUGAAUUGUCGCCAAUUCAUUAUUCAUGCUCGGCUACAGACAGGGGCCUUGUCUGCCAGUGGCAGAUGGGGGGGGGGCUUAUAGGCGCACAUCUGAUUCACUACCCAGCCCUGUAUUCAAACUGCAAAUCAGCUGGCACAGGCCAGGAGGGAAAGGCAGUGAUGAGGGGAAUAACGUAAACGUUACCACUGGCAACCAUUAACUGUGUGCACGAAGCCACAUGCUGGAGACGAGCACUGCAUGGCAUCUUGGGCAGUAUUCUUGGCAAUCUGGUUGCCUGGUUACAAAAAAAUGGUGGGUCACUACAGAAACAAUUUGUGGAAUGUCUGCCUAUAUUAUUGAAAUGCAAGAGGUAACUGAGCCUGUGCUACAUUAAAACAAGUAUCUUUGUAUAUGUGUAUAUGUUGUACAAGUUCAGUUAACAUAUUACGAAGCAUUUACAUGGUUAUAGCGAUUCCUAUCACUGGCACCUAUGUUAGUAUGUUUUUUUUCCUACGUAAUGUUUUUCCCGGGCUUUUAAGAAAUAUUGGCCAGACAGCAGAUGGCGCCACCUUUCUGCAUGUUCCACCUGCACUGAUCACUGAAAUGCCACAUCACUUCUCAUAUACAUCAUCUCAAUGCAUUUAAUAUGUAUACGAUAAUUUGUUGAUUGAAAUCUAUUUUCAUCCUACGGUGUUGUCGAACGUAUGUGAAAGCUUAUUUAUGUGUAUUAUGUUCUGGGGGAAGUCUUGCGAGGAAAAAAUUUGUCAUGGCGGAUUUUGCAAGACAAGGUGUGAUGCAGGUUCAGAUGUGCUUCUAAGGUUGGUGGGGGGACUGGUUCUGUAGAGCAUAUGAAUUUGGCUCGAUCUAUGAAUUACGCCUUUUUUAUUUUCUGUCAUGUUGCGGCAUCAUUUUUUAUUUUUACAGAGAAACACCAGACAUAUUCAUAUGGGCUGUUUUCACAUGUUGGUUUGUAUUUCACUUUGAACACUAUUGGGGGUAUUAAAAAGACAAAGUGGAGUUUUAUAUAGGUUAACUGUAUAACAGUUCUUUUGUCAUAAUAAAACAUACAGAAUACGUU